Messenger RNA from Bombus impatiens (common eastern bumble bee), 1201 nucleotides. RefSeq lists its product as uncharacterized. The transcript has a single exon. NCBI's taxonomy places the organism in Eukaryota, Metazoa, Arthropoda, Insecta, Hymenoptera, Apidae. Gene Ontology annotation, biological process: proteolysis. Bases 1 to 1056 code for a protein of 351 amino acids. Gene Ontology annotation, molecular function: aspartic-type endopeptidase activity; nucleic acid binding; zinc ion binding. The record is from RefSeq and is a predicted model, not a curated record.
AUGGCAAAAGUGUUCGGUUGGUCAGACAUCCACAUGGUAGUUUUCGCGAACGAACUGCUCACAGGCGCCGCUAAAUCUUUCGUACGAUAUGAACGAGGCAUGAAGUCCUGGGUAAAGCUAAGAAAGGCACUAAAAGACGAGUUUGAAGAUGUAGUAAGUGACCAACAGAUACACCAGGAGUUGGCGAAUAGAACGAAGAGACCAGAUGAGAGUCUGCAGCGAUACAUAAAUAGUAUGCGUGAGAUUGCGGGACAAGAAAGAGUCGAUAUACAGUCGCAAAUCGGCUAUAUUAUUCAAGGCAUUCCCGACGAGGUCGCAAAUAAGGCUGUAUUGUAUAGAGCUAAGAACAUGCAACAGCUGAAAGAACGCUUGAAGCAAUAUAAAGAGAUGAAGAGGGAUACGAAGGCGGAAACAAAAUUUCGGGAAUGCAAGGACGAUAUGGGAAGACGAUCGGAAGUGCGAGAUCAGUCGGAGCAAAGAGUUAAUGACAAAAGCUGUUUCAAUUGUGUCAGUGCGGAUUAUUUGAGUGCUAAGUGUCCGGAGAAAGAAAAAGGUGCUAAAUGCUUUAAAUGCAACGAAGUUGGACAUAUGACGGCGAGAUGUACAGUGCGACCAAAAAAGACUGACUUCAUUUCAAGACCCGAGGAGAAGGAAUAUGUGAAAGAGGUGUCGAUAGAUGACUGUAAAUUUAUAUCGGUAGUGGAUACGGGUAGCGAUCUCACACUUAUACGAUCAAACGGGUAUGCGAAGUUAGGAUCACCACCUCUAGCUAAUUCUAAGCUUAAGUUUAAAGGUUUGGGUUCGACUGAUAAUGAGACCUGUGGCGAGGUGACCUCUUUACGACUUGACGAUCAGACUGACGGUUACGAAGAGGCGCCGAAUAUAUUGAAAGUCAAUACAGUAGAACAGACCGACGAGACAGAUGUAUCACACGCACAGGAACCGCAUUACCGUGAAGCGAUUCGCGAUAUCAUUAGGGGGUAUAAGCCGAAGAAGACGCGGGACGCCGGAGUAACUUCAAAAAGCGUAUCGAAAAGCGACAAACCCGUAGCAUGAAGACCGCGAAGACUGGCGCCGUCUGAAAAAGGGGAAGUGGACGAUUUGAUGGAGCUGUGGACAAACGAAGGCGUCGUUAAACCAUCAGACUCGGAGUAUGCAAGUCCUAUAAUUGUAGUCCGAAAGAAAGAUAGCUCCGUCAGGG